Messenger RNA from Theobroma cacao (cacao), 1105 nucleotides. RefSeq names its product enoyl-CoA hydratase/isomerase A (gene ECHIA). Gene Ontology annotation, cellular component: peroxisome. The record is from RefSeq and is a predicted model, not a curated record. Lineage: Eukaryota; Viridiplantae; Streptophyta; Magnoliopsida; Malvales; Malvaceae.
UGCCAUAGUGUACACGCAAUCCAAGACAUAAGCAGAUAGCCCUUCUAAGACCAAACUGAACUCAAAAGAUCUCUGUUCUUUUUUCUUCUUUUCCUCAAACUAAACCCUGGAAAAACAAAAAACAAGAAUAAUGGGCCAAUCCUCGUCGGAGAAACUAAUCCUUGUGAACAGCGAACCCGAUGGGAUCGCCACCAUCACCAUCAACCGACCUGCAUCUCUCAACUCUUUGACUCGGCCCAUGAUAACAGACCUGGCCCAGGCUUUCAAGGCCCUAGGAAGAGACGACUCGGUGCGGGUCAUCAUCCUUUCCGGCUCUGGGCGGGCGUUCUGCUCAGGCGUGGACUUGACGGUGGCACAGGAAGUUUUCAAGGGUGACGUCAAGGACCCGGAGUCAGACCCUGUUUUUCAGAUGGAACUGUGUCCCAAACCCAUUAUCGGAGCUAUCAACGGGUUCGCCGUGACUGCUGGGUUCGAGAUCUCGUUAACUUGUGAUAUUGUGGUCGCCGCUAAAGGAGCCAAAUUCAUGGAUACCCAUGCCAGAUUUGGGAUAUUUCCAUCAUGGGGUUUAUCCCAGAAGCUUCCACGCAUCAUAGGACCCAACAAGGCUCGUGAAGUAUCGUUAACAGCCAUGCCUUUGACAGCUGAGCAGGCUGAGAAGUUGGGGUUUGUGAAUUAUGUCGUCGAUGAAAGUGAAUUGUUGAAGAAAGCUCGACAACUUGCAGGAGCAAUUGUGAAGAAUAACCAAGACAUGGUUGUCAGGUACAAGUCUGUGAUCAAUGAUGGAUUCAAGUUGGAUCUCCAUCACGCUCUCGCUCUGGAGAAGGAGAGGGCUCAUAAGUAUUACGAUGGAAUGACCACAGAGCAGUUUAAGAAGAUGCAGGAAUUCAUAGCUGGACGGAAUUCCAAGAAACGAUCUUCCAAGUUGUAAUCUAUGGAAAUUCUUUUCUUCCUGCUUAGUCACUGUUGUAAAACCAAAAUGUUAGAGCCACCUAGGCUGGAGGAAAAUAAAAUGAAUAAAUAAAUUCUUGGUUGCAGCUAAAGCCUGCUCUUUCAAUUACAUAAAAAUUUGCUCUGCCAAAACUUGAAUGUAGAGGUUUGGUUUUCA